AUGUCGAGUCGGUUCAUGGAGAUGAGUGAUGGCUCAGAUGAUGAGUCACAAAAGAAGAACAAUAGUAUAAAUUUCAAUUCUACGUUGAAUUUGAGUGAUGAAGAUCAAGACAGUGAAUCAGAUGAUGAAAGAGCUUUAAAUACACUUGUACUGAAACUGAAAAAGAACAAAAGAAGUCAUUUUGAUGCUUUUGAAGAGAGUGACGACGACGAAGAAGAAGAAGAAGAAGUAGAGGAUGGUGAUGAUAAAAACAGUAAGGAAAAGAAUACUACGCUGAAAGAGAAGUCAAGUGUACAGAAUAAUGAUAAAUUAGAAGAAGAAUCUUAUAGCAUGCUUAAUCAAAAGUCAUCACUUUACGGAGACCAGAACCUAACAAAUUUGUCAAAGGAUAAAUUAUUGAAAAUCGAGAAAAAAUUGAAGAAGACUGGGGUUGUGUAUAUUUCCAAAAUUCCUCCAUAUAUGAAACCAACAAAGAUGCGUCAAAUAUUGGGACGUUUUGGGAAAGUUGAUAGAAUAUUCCUCAAACCAGAAACCAAAAUUCAAUAUUCCAAAAGAGUAAAGUAUGGUGGUAACAAGAAGAGAAUGUAUGUGGAGGGUUGGGCUGAAUUUAUGAACAAAAAAGAUGGUAAACUCUGUGUGGAUACUAUGAAUGGUCAAAAAAUUGGCGGGAAAAAAGGAAGUUUCUAUUAUGAUGAUAUUUUGAAUUUGAAAUACUUGAAGAGCUUCAAGUGGAUGGACUUGACUUCUCAAAUGGCUAAGGAAAAUGAAGCUAGACAAUCCAAGUUAAUGAUGGAAAUUUCCAAUGCAACUAAGUUGAACAAAGAGUUUAUUAAGAACGUUGAAAAAUCUAAGAUGAUUGAAAACAUCCAGAAAAAGAAACAGAAAAGAGCCCAAGAAGCGGCCGGAGAAAAUAAAGAAGAUGAUUGA
This is a messenger RNA of Saccharomycopsis crataegensis, 927 nucleotides long. Its product is annotated as RNA-binding ATPase activator ESF2. NCBI's taxonomy places the organism in Eukaryota, Fungi, Ascomycota, Saccharomycetes, Ascoideales, Saccharomycopsidaceae. Bases 1 to 927 code for a protein of 308 amino acids. Gene Ontology annotation, molecular function: RNA binding. The record is from RefSeq and is a predicted model, not a curated record. Gene Ontology annotation, biological process: endonucleolytic cleavage in ITS1 to separate SSU-rRNA from 5.8S rRNA and LSU-rRNA from tricistronic rRNA transcript (SSU-rRNA, 5.8S rRNA, LSU-rRNA); endonucleolytic cleavage in 5'-ETS of tricistronic rRNA transcript (SSU-rRNA, 5.8S rRNA, LSU-rRNA); endonucleolytic cleavage to generate mature 5'-end of SSU-rRNA from (SSU-rRNA, 5.8S rRNA, LSU-rRNA). The transcript has a single exon. Gene Ontology annotation, cellular component: nucleolus.